Molecule: messenger RNA, 4248 nt
Organism: Cavenderia fasciculata
Lineage: Eukaryota; Evosea; Eumycetozoa; Acytosteliales; Cavenderiaceae
Exons: 7
Coding region: 1-4248 (1415 amino acids)
Biological process (GO): sexual reproduction
Source: RefSeq, a predicted model, not a curated record
AUGCAACCGCCGAUCGAUCCAAGUUAUUUAAAUCUAUUAGAUACAAGAUAUUAUAGAACUUAUUAUGAUGGAGGACAAACACAUCCAUGUGUAUCAGAGUUUAUAAUGCUCGCAAACACCAAUUCAACAGACAACCCAAUCUUUGAAUUUGUCAAUACAACGUUGGAAGAGGUAUUGAUGAAUCGUAUCAUUGAGAAUUAUGAUUAUCAAAAUGAUCGUCGUGUUUGGAUUGCUUCGAUUUCCUAUCCUAUCGGAGAGUUCCCCAUCAUCACUGUCAACAUCUCUAUCGCUGGUCCCCUACAAAGAAUAUUCUCUCUGACCUCUACCACCAAUGUUCAAGACACUAGUGGCACCGCUUGGGUAUACCAAGAUUUCCCAGCUAUCUCUUGUGACCUUGGUGCCAUCCAAAAUACAAUAGGUCCAUUUGAAUACCUAAGUGAUGGUAUCAGUCUCAAAUUUGAACUAUUUCAACAACCUUUUAUACAGACUAGAUAUGAUUAUAUGAAUUGUAUAACUCCUGACGAUGGAAUGUUUAGUUGUCGAGCAUUUCCAAACCCAUCAAGUACAGGGUAUGUUGUAACGGUUAAUAUGGUUGGUAAAGUUGGAGUAGGUCUCAAUUAUUCAGCACCAUUUGUUAUUACAUUGUCUGGUGGUGCAAAGGAUAUUAAUAUUACGAUCCCAUCAUUUAUUGAUUCGAGUCUUCCGCCACUUUUGUUGGUUUCAAAUCCAAUGCAAUCUCCACCUGUUGGUUAUCCCGUUGAUUCAACUAUUUCCUAUUUCACUUCAAUUGGUACAUCGGUAGAUUUAAAGUACAGUACAGAUAAAUUCGUGCCAAUCAUAUCCAAUACUACCUUUGGAUCUUAUAUGAUGGUUCCAGUCCAAGGAAAUCCAAAGGAUGGUCUAAAGAUGAUGUCUACCUUUUUAGCAUCAAAUUUUGGAACUUUGCCAUCUGAUUUCUUUGCCAUUGAUUCGUUAUCCAAACCAUCUCCAACCAGUGUGGUUAAAACUGCCUAUACUUUAAACUCAACUAAAUUUCCACCACCAAAUUUAUCAUCAUCUGGAAAUUCAAUGACAGAUAAUAUUAAUACUAUAUCAUAUCGAAUUAAUCAAUUAUCAUAUCCAAUGCGUUUUGGAUUUGAUGUUUCAGCAAGUCGAAGAGAUUCGAUAAACUAUGUGAUUCCACCUCCAUUUGGUUUGACCAUUGCCGGAACAGUCAAUGAGUUUACAUUUUCAACAAAUGGUUUGACUAGUCCUUUUGUAACAGGGUUUGUCUCUCAACAAGACACCAAUGAAAGAGAAUCUACAACAAUGACAAAUCCAUUUGCAAUGCAAGAUACACAAAUACCAAUUAUAAAUGGAUUAGAAUAUAAGAAAAUAUCAACAUAUAGUUAUCUUUUGAUUUUAUAUUUGGAUGAUGGUUAUGAUGGUUCUGGAAUCAAUAGAUUACUCUAUCUUGGAAUGUAUCACGGUAGAAAUACACUUGUUAGUGGUAACUUUACAAAGGGUGUAUUUGUAUUUGAAUAUCAAGAAACUAUGCCAGUCGCCAUCUACACAGACUCAAAUCCAUUGACAGUUAUAGAUGCUGCAUGGAAUCAAUUUGAAACAAACUAUGGUGUAUUUAAUAUUCAUAAUUCACUUUCAUUGAUUAGACCAUCACCUUUAUUAGAAUCAUAUGUAACAGCUGAAAAUUUUACACAUUUUGAAUUUAUACCAAAUCAAGUUGAUACUUCGGUUGGUGAAAAAGAGGUAUCUCUUUUAUUCAACCUUACACAUAAUAUUGAUGGAUCUUUUAGUAGACAAAAGGAUAUCUAUUGUACUUUUGUUUUAUCAACCUUUACUUCGAACCUUCCACUCAACUUUAGGUUUUUAAACAUUACCGUCAAAUCAUACUAUCAUCCAUUGGAUCAAUUGUUUAGAUGUGAUUUUACAGUCCCACAAUACACCAACAAUAUGACUGUCUAUUAUUCAUUCGAUCCUACCACCUUUACCACCAUCCAACCUUCAAUCGUCGAAAAGUUUGGUUCAAAAGCAAAUCUUUUAAUUACUUCAAAUAAUUCAAUGGAUUAUUUACCACCAUAUUUUGAAAAGGUAGAGAUUCCAACAACUACAACAGGUCAGAUUGUUUACAAGUUUACCAUUAUUGAUGGUUAUCAUGGUUUUGAUAAUGGAUCGAUCGAGUUGAUGACUAGUAUGAACCCGUUGGUUUAUACAACCAUUUAUUUGAACAAUUUGACCAUUACAACGGGUGAUAUAUACAAUGGAACACAUGAAUUUACAAUCAACGUAGACCCAAGUAAAUGCACCAAAGACUUUACAGUUACAGUUGGAAAGGUUUUGUUGUAUGAUCGUGGUGGAUGGAUGUCAAGCUCCAAGGUGUAUUUGGGAGACUAUGAUAUGGGUUCCAAUAAUCCAGAUCACUAUUUCAACCCGUUCUUUUAUAUUGCCGACCAAGCAUUUAUUGCAACCUCUGUAGUUUGUACCUCUGGUAGUAUCGACACUAGUUUCCCAACAAUUGUAGAGUUUAGUUCUUCUAGAACGACGAUGGAUGUUGGAUCAAAUGAUAGAAAUGUUUCGUUUGGUUUGGUUGUCAGUGACGUUUCUGGUGUCGAUGGAUACCCAACCGUAUAUUUAGUGGGUAAUCAAGGUGAAUGGUUGGCUGUAGAACCUUCAAUCAAAGCACCAACCAUGUUCAACUAUACUGCUACAGUUCCACAUGGAUUCGGUGUCAAUGGUAUCAUAUUCUCAGUGUAUGGGUUAAAAGACAAUGUUCAGAAUCUUGGUGGAUACUCUAAUUUGGAGCUUCAGAAUGCUGGAUUCUCGUACAUGAUCAACACUACCUACUCGACAGACAUUCCAUCGAUCUACAGUGUGUCCAACUUGUACAGCUAUCCAUCCAACGUAUCGGUUGCAAGCGACGAUGAAAUUAUUACGAUUCGUGGAAGAGGGUUUGGUCUAGACUCACAGCAACUCAUGGCAUUUAUUGAAUAUCCCGACGGCGUAAUGAGACAUACUGUCACAUUUGUAUACCACAUUGUUGCCUUUGUCCGUUACAACCCAAGAAGAGCUCUUCCAAAUGUACCAGUAAUCGUUUCAUUGACCCUUGGCACCAACACACAUGAUCUCUCAGUCAUGCCUAUUACCUUGCCACCACAAGUCUACUUUCCAACCAAUACAACCCCACCAUUCAUUCCCAAACCAACACCUUGUUCACCAUCAUCGUCAUCGACAGUGAAUUGCACUGGUAAUGGUCAGUGUACAUUUGAUGGAUGUAUCUGCAACGCUGGGUGGUCAGGGUUCUAUUGCGAGUCAACAGUCAUCAACACCGAUGAACCAACAUUCAAUCAAACCUCACCGAUUGUUGACAUUAUUGUAAAUGAUACAAAAAGUCAUACAAUUAUUAAAUCAAUUAUUUCAGUGGUUGCAAUCAGAGAGUUGACAAUGGAUGAAACGGUAUUCAUAGAGUACAGACCAAAGAAUUGGACAUUAAAUAUUACAACACCAACCACCGAUAAUAAUAAUAGUAUUAUCAUGAAUUAUCAAACACAGUUACAAGACAUUUCAACCAUUGUCAAUGUAACAAUUGAAUGGUUUUCAAAGGAUAGUCAAGUUGUAUUUGCCAAUCAAACCAUCAGUAUUCCAGCAACAAGUACAAAGGUAUCGAUUGGAUUAUCAUCCUACCCAUUCUAUUCAUCAACCAAUACAUUACAAGUUGUUAUGAAGACAUCGAUUGAAGCUGAAUACGAAUCAGAAUGUUCAAGAAAAGAGUAUGGUGGUGGAUCAACAAAAGACAUGGAGUGGAUGAAAUUGGGAAUCGAUGACAAAACACUUUGGGGUCAAUUCAUUAAAAGAGGAAUUAUCGACAGUGAUAGAAUCACAUCAAUCACAAAUGAAAUCCUCACAGAUUAUGUUGACGAUAUCCCAAGAAAAAGUAAUUCAUCAUUUACAACAACAUUUAUUGGAUUAAAUCUUCCACAAUAUUCAGUAUCAGCACAAUUGGAUCCAAACUUUGUUCAUUUAAUUGAUGUCGAUAAUGAUAAAACUGGUGGAUCAACCUUGGAAUCAAUUUGCAAAGCCAAAGACAAUGGAUUGACAAUGGGUCAAAUUGCUGGUAUUGUUGUUGGAUGUAUUGUCGGUGCAGCCAUUGCAUUUGCAUCUGCAUUAUUCCUAGUACAUCGUAGACGUAGACUUGUACAUCAACGUAUUAUGGAUCAAAAAUUAAAAAGAGUUGAACAACAAAUAAAUAAAUAA